AUGUGCACACCAUGCACUGCAAGAGAAGGAAAGCAUGCCCAUACAGCCUUCAAGGAAUUACCAAAAAUAAAACAGAAAAACGAUCCUGCCAAAAAAAGGAUUGAUAAAGCAAUGGAGUGGUAUGGAAAAGAAAUAGAUUUGCUGGUCGCUUGCCACUUUAAAGAAGACUUAAUUGGAGACUACGUAUUUCCCAUGAAUCAAGGGAAGAUACUAAUAACAUCACAAAGUGCAGUAAGGUAAAGUGUUGCUUGCCGCUCAAUGCAUCACACUAUCCAUUGGGGACCUGUGACACUUUUGCAACUGCACAGUGCAUAGCAAUCACACAAGCAAUGAAUAUGCAGUCACAGCUGCAGUUAAGGCACAUGGCUGUCUCAAGGGGGGACCCCUCCAGACUGGCGGUCCAGGGUCUAAUAUUACCCGGCUGUGCCACGGUGUAUAAGAACUACACUUGGGAAAUGAGUUUGUUUUUAGCAGAAGAUGUGAUAAACUCCCUCAUUCUUUUGCAAUACUAGAACUUGGAGUUAUGCAGAGAAGUUGACUUGUUUUUGUUAACUCAUGAAUUUACAAUAAUAAAUAAAACAGUGCAGGAUUAAACCCUGUGGAGGUCCCCAGGCAGUCAGAAUCUGCCCCCCCCCAAUUAUCUCAAAGCUUAUAUUCAGCUUGAUUGUAAUUUUCUUUCAAGAUCAAAUCAAUAUUAUUUUGAUCUGUUGUUGUGGGACCCAUAGGCCAGUGUCUACUCUGCCUAUUUGGUAAUUUGGCACUGUAAAUAAAAAUGACUUAAGAAUGGUACACAAAAUUAUGAUUCGUCUCUUGGAUCAUGUAUUGCAAAUCCUUGGGUGGUAAAAUGCCAUGGCCUGGCUCUCUUCUCUACCCACCCCAGCUCCUGGACUUCCAAAGUGGGCAUAUUUUUUGUCAUGUCUCAUUUUGGUUGAUUGCAAAUUACCACUAAUUACAAUUAUAAUUGUAAUAUCCUGGGAACAAAACUGUAAGAACCGAAUAGUUAGCUAGGCGAAAUAAGUUCGUUAAAAAACCAGCGUAACACAACAGAACAACUUAAUAAGAAAAUAUUAUAUACCGUAUUUUUUGCUCUAUAAGACUCACUUUUUCUCUCCUAAAAAGUAAGGGGAAAUGUGUGUGUGUCUUAUGGAGCGAAUGCAGGCUGCGCAGCUAUCACAGAAGCCAGAACAGCAAGAGGGAUUGCUGCUUUCACUGCGCAGUGAUCCCUCUUGCUGUUCUGGCUCCUGAGAUUCAGAAUAUUUUUUUUCUUGUUUUCCUCCUCCAAAAACUAGGUGCGUCUUGUGGUCUGAUGCGCCUUAUAGAGCGAAAAAUACGGUAUUUGUCCAGGUCUCCAUAUUCUCUGUGUGCACAGUGUAGUUCUUUUUUCAGUAUAGCCCCCUUACACACAUUUUUUUCUGUAAGCCAAAAUGCUGCAUAAUCCAUAUGUCUCACAUUUUCCUUAGGCAAUUGAAUUAAGUGAGGCAUAAUAUGAGCAUCAGCUGAAGCUCUGGUCUCUAUGGGCUAUAUUCUAUAACCCUUGCUCAGCCAUAAUUCCUGUUCCUCAUCUAAUAUUGAUGCACCCAGGAGCAAACAGCUGAAUAAGGCUGUGUGGUUUAUUGCUAAAGAAGCCAACAGGGUAACAUGAUGGAUCAAAGUUUUACUCUGAUCCACUCUGUUGUAAAUAUUGUGCUUGCUUUGUACCUUUUCAGCCUGCAAAACAAAGAUGUGACUUUUAUUGUUGCACUGCUGUUUGCCAGCAAUGUUUCUCAGAGCGUCUUGGCUGUAAAUGCUACUGGCAGAUGAGGAGGGGGGUUUCCUUCUAAGUGGAAAUAGUUGGGGGAGCAGACAUACCUUUUCAUUUCCACUCGCCUUGGUGCCAGUCGAAAGUUUGUUGUCCUUCAGCAACUCCCUUGACGCCCCUUCCAGAUGACUCUGGAAAUUUUAACAACCCUUGCGUGAUAUCAAGCCCACGUCAUGACUGCUUUUGAUCUCCCUUUUCUCAGUCAGAAAUGCCUCCCAGUUGUCAUACUCAGAAAACAUGAUACUGUUAUGGUGUAGCAUUUUAAGCUUUGGUGGCAGGCCUGUAGGCUUCCUGCUUUGCUUAAUGUGCACCAGGGAGUGUUUUCAUUCAUUUUCUUUGCAAUUAUUGCACGGGCAAUGGGGCAGACCACUGAUCACUGCCUAGCCUUUAAAAAAAAAAAGAAUUGACAAGACCAGGUGUAGAAUUUCCCUGGUCUUCGGAAAAGACAGUAUCAGCACUAUGCUGGUGAAUAAGCCAGCCUUGUAUCAGGCUGUCUGCCAUCUUAUGCAUAGCAGUGCUAGAAUUCAUGCUUGCUUAGUGCUGUGGAAUGCAGAAAGUGACCCCCGUGAACACAUAGCAGGCACUUGCAUUUAAUUAAAAAGCAAGCUUACUUUGAAACCCAUGAAUUUCCUUGGGAGAACUGUGGUGAGCCUUUUUGAUCACCUUUUGCAGCGCUCAGUAUUCUGACGUGCUUAGCAAUUUAUCGAUGCAUUUAACACUGCUGAAUAUUUAGAGAGCUGAUAUUUGGGGGAGGGAGAAUAAAAUGAUGUUACACGGGAAUAAAUUUUCUGUUUUGUUUCCUUGGCAGGAUGGCUGUACCAUGCUAAUGAAUGGUUCAUUCACUUAUUUUUGCAAUCGAAAUCUUAUUGCAUUGUAGUGAACUUGGAAGUUAUAAAGUAAAAAUUCAUGUAAGGAAUUCCUGUUUCAGGGGCAGUCAGACGUGUUUGUGGUUGAUAUAUGGGUAAAUGACCCCAAUCCAAUUCUUGUGAUAAGCAGCAAUAAAAUGCUAGUUUCACCCACUUCAUGCUGUGCUGAUUAGCAUUGCAAUAUCUGCACCAGCUUCUGUGCGUUUUUCUUGUUGGUAGAUGACUGUAUCCCGAAAAUAUUAUUAUUUGUUAGGUCAAAUGCAACGGUAGCUUGGUUAUCUUUAACAUUACAAUCCUAUGCGUCUUCUCGUAAAUAAAUCCCAGAAGAGAGUAUAGAAUUUUAGCCUAAGUGAGACACUACAAAGUGAACUGCGAAGAUUCAGGCAGAUAUCUUCUGGUUAACUUUUUUGUUGUUGUUGCAAUGUUUCAGUUGAUCCUAAUCCAGGUGUUAGAUUAUUGUUGCUUUAGAAUUCCCACCUACCUUUCUCCAUGGAUCAACUACCUGAAUCCUGCCCCCCCCCCCCCAUUUGUUAGGCCAAAGAUUUCUUACCUUCGCCUGUCUUUGGCUCAACAGCAAGCUUCAGAAUCCAGUUGGCCUCAGCCCAGUUUUAAAGCCACCAAGCUGCUCACUUUGGCUGCUUAUGUUUAACUUGAGAGCCAAACAUUUCUGCCAGAAACCAAAUGAGCCUUCAAGAUUUACCCACAAAAUCAGCAAGCGGACAAUGAGUGUGAUUUGCUUCCUGUUGGAGUCAGUGGUAUAACUUCAGUGUUGUUUAAUGAAGCUUGAGUAUACUCAACCCUGUAGAAAACACAAGAAAACCUUGUUCUGAGCACAAGGCUUAAGAAAUGUAGUGCUGUGCUGAAACCCAUCUUCCAAUUUCUCAAAGGUGUUCUUCCUGCAUGAAAGAGGCUUAUGUUUUUCUGCGUUAAUUGCAGGGCACUUUCAGUGUGUGCAUAGGGAUGGGGUUUUUUUUUCUUUAUUUAGCUCACGUUUAAUAGCAAGCGUAUCUAAUUCACACUUCCCUAAGCAGUAUGUGAACUUAAAAUGCAGCUAGCUAUCCUUCAAAUUUUGCGCUUCUCUGAAUUUUCCCAUGCAUUUUUCCAUUCUGGAAUUGUGCAAAGAUGUGCGUAAAAAUGCACAUCUUUGGGAAGAUGUACAAAAAAAUGCAUUGUACUGGGGAAAACUGCUUGAAGAUUUGUGUAUAAUUGGAGUAAUGCAAAUUAAAAUGCAGAUUAACUUUUGUUAGGACUGAGUUUUUUUUAAAAAAAUGCUAACUAAAUGUGGAAAUGUAGCAAGUUGAACUUGGAAAAAUGAGAAACAGAAAUUCACAGGUUUGGCUGUCUCUAGUGAGCUUUAACUGAGGUGCGGGAAACAGUAGAAGCUGGCUACCAAGCACCUGAUAUCAGUGCAUUUGCUAAUAUUUGAUUUUUAUUUUUUUACAUGAAGUCCUUCCCCUUGCCUUAGAAAAUCAAAAUCAAAAUCCCAUGCUUAUUUCUUUAAGAAGAUUUAAAAUAAUUCAGCUGGAAAAGUUAACUGUGAAGAGAAGUACAUGAGCUACUAGUAGUUUGCAAUGUAUUUUGCUGGAAACUGAAAAUAAAUCUUCACUGUUUUGAUUACGAGCCUAAAUUUAUUUGAGUAGAAUUAAGCCACUAUCAAGUUCUGCUUCAAUAUUCAAGCUGGAGCUUGAUAGUGAUGGAAGCAAAUGGGUAAUUACUUUGUAAACCUUUGAUUUUUGUUGUUGUUUGACAACAUUAGCUAUGCAAGCAUACUUGAAAAUAUUAAAAACUGAUAUUUAAGUGAAUAUUGGAAUAGGCAUAGGCGCUGCUGGUCUCCUGUACAGAAGGCAAUGCUAAUAGUUCCAUUAUUUAUUCCUGGAAAUAAUAUUCCACAACCAGGCUGGAGGCUCUUUCCCCUAUUGCUUCCAAUCAAACCUGUUUCUAGAGGCUCCUAGAGAACAGCCUCUCUACAGAUGAUUAUUCAUUAUUAUUCAGAGUUCAUUAUGAAAUCAAUGUGUUUUCCAUCCCGUUUCCAGUCCUCAUUUCCCCUCAAUCUUGAAAAGUUAUUGCAUUGUCUCUGCAACUGCAGUAUUCCUUACCUAGGAAAAUAGUUUUCUACCAGACAGCAGCACACAAUUAAAGAUUUACUUCUAGUCACACAGACUUUCCAUGCUUUAAACUGUUUCUGUAUGCCUGAUAGGUUAAAGAGAGAGAGAGAGAAGUUUGUCAAACAUCCUAAUCAAAUAUUAUGAGCAUAUGCAGUUUUUCAUUUUAAGCUCACAGAAAUCAUAGUAUUAUCAGCUGGCAACUAAGUCAAAUGGGCGGGGUACUACUACUACUAAUUAUCACAAUAAUAAUUACUACUAUUACUUGAGCAAUAAAAUGAAGCUUGUUUUGGUGUCCCAAUGUUAAAGAACACUUACUUAGGAGUAAGCCACGGGGGGAAGCCUGCAGGAUCUUGUUUCUGAAAGGAUCUUCAGCCUUCACUUCCGAAUUUAUUUUUCAAGAAGUUCCAUAGUCUCUUCCAUGUGAAGAUUUGAUGAAAAAUGUACUGGAGAUAUUUUGACACAAUUGCUUAUAUAAGGACUGGGUGAAAAAUAAGUCUGCACCAAACUGGUAAGCAAUUAGUACUUCUUGUUGUUUUUGAUAUUAUUUACAUAGAUCUGUGUUUUAUUAAAGUUAUUGAUUAAUCAAACUACUUUAGAUAAAGCAUUUGUGCUUAGCUUUUUUGGGCUGUUUUGCAUUAAAGAGGGGUUCAUAAGUUUCAGGUUUGGGUGCAUCAUUUAGUCAUGUUACCUCAAAUAGGUAUCAUGAAGCUGAAAAUGCUUCAGAAAAGAGAAAUCAGACUUAGAGGAGGGUUGGGAUCUAUUUCCUGAGAGGAUAGACUGAAGGAGGGGGGUGAAACCUGUGUCCCUGCGGAGCCAUAUCCACUGAAGCCAAUUGUUGGGGAUGAUGGGAGUUGUAUUACAGCAGAAUGUGAAGGGUCCCCCAUCCCUAGACGAAAGCAUUUGGGGAUUUCGAUUUUAGGAAAAAAAGAUGACUAAGGGAGACUUUAUAAAAUUAUGUAUGAUUAUAAGAAAAAUGAUGCAAGAUGAUGAGAAAAUGUUUGGUGUACAAUCAAUGAAAUUGAUUGCCAGGAAAGACACAGGAAAAUAUUUCACAUAACAUAUAAUUUAGAGAAUUUACUGCUACACGGCACAAUAUAUGGUGGUGGCCACAAGCCUAGAUGAGGGGUUAGGUGGAUACAAUAGGUCCCAAUACAAUCGGUUCCACAACAAAAGGUUGUGUGAUGUGCUCCAGCCAGCCAGCAAGUCAUGCCCUUUCCUAGAACAUUCCAUUCCAUUCCUUUUCCUCAGCCCCCUUCCCACUUUUCCUUCCAGCAGACAUUCAGCAUCAUAUCACCACUGAACAUGCUCAGUCCUCAUUGAUUCCCCCCCCCCAAAGUUUUUUGUUCCGAAAACCUUGGGACUCCAUCAAGCCUGCUGAAAACGUCCCUUCUGUGGAUGAAUGGCCCCCAAGUAGGGUUCCUCUUGCCUGUCCAAUGCAAACGGAAGCAGGGAUACUUGAAGAGCGAAGCUGCUAUGUUGAACCUGGGACUAGAUGAUCUGAUUGAUUCUUUCCAAAUCUGACAAUGGAAGGAUUGUAGCUCAGUGUUCAAGCAACUGCUUUGCAUACAGUAGGUUUCAGGUUCAGUCUUUGCCAUCUCCAGACAGGAUUGGGAAUGCCCUCGGACUGAAACCUUGGAGAGCCAGAGUGAACAUUACUGAAGUAUAUGGACCCAAGGGUCUGAUGCAGUACAAGGCAGCUUCCUAGGUUCCUAUAAUUUUUGUUGUUUGACUGGAUGCAUGUAUUCAUCCACAUACAUGACCUUAAUGCUAGGCAUGAUCCUAAAGUGAUCCUAUAAAUACGUCCUCUUGGUGGGGAGAAGCAAGAAAUCAUACAAACGGGAACUUUAAGACAUUGGAUACUACUGGCUGGGAGACUGUGAUACACAUGUUUUGAAGGUCAUGGUGGAGGAGAGGAGCACCCACCCACUCACAUUAAGACCACCACUGAUAGUGUAUUAUUUGGAGUACAGGUCAACAGGAGAAGGACUGAAUGCAGUUGAACAAAUCUCACCUUGCUGAUGGGUUUCCUGGUGGAUCUGGGGAGAAAACUUUGGAACAAAACUUAGCGUAAUUGAGAAUGCUUUUAUCCAUGUCUUAAAUUUGGAAACUGAAUUCAUCCCUCAAAAGACUUUUAUGAGGUCACCGUGUGCACAUGCUUAUUGACGUCUUAAGCUAUGGGUGGCUCGUUCUGCAUCUGUCUUGAAGCAUCUUAAAGUCCUGUGGUGUCACUCAAGUGUGUGUCUCAACCUGCUAAUCAGGAAGCUUCUGGGAUGUAAGUAAAGCUUUAACAUUGUGGUUGAGUGAGAGAGGAUAUUCGUAGUCAGGCAUUAUAAGUUGGUCACUUGAUUUUGAAUACGUCAUGCAUAUGAGUAUAAUCAUCCCUGAUUGGUUGUAUUCCUUAUGCUAAGCAAAAAGAAGCACCGAAAUAUCCUUUGCUCAUGGACGGGGUGAAGCAAACAGACAAUGGCUUCCUUCAAAGUCAACUUCGGAAUUCACGGCUCAUACAAUAUUUCAACUCAGAGCUUACUGGUGUCUGCUUUACUCUUCCUUUUUUUUAUUGAUACAAAGUUUUUUAUUGAUACAACAAAAAAGAAUAAAAACACAAAUACCAAAUUAUACACAAGAAUAACCAUAGACACAUAAUUUUCUUAGCAAACAAUAAAACAUCUAUUGGUCUUAACACUAAAGACCCAACCUUCCAUCUAUUCCAUAUUUCAAAUUCAUAUUACUUAUUGCCAAUUUUAUCAUAAUUAUUGCCAACUUUUAUCAUAAUUAAACUUACUCUUAAUAAAUCUCUAAUUUCUUAUAUCUACCUUGCAACUAUUACUGAAGUUCCUCGAAUGCUGCAACAGAAUUUAAACUACUAUAUUUAUUUUUCAGAUAUUCUUUGAAAACCUCCCAUUUUGAAACAAAUUCCUGUUUUGAUUUAUUCUUUGUUUUUUCUGAUAAACCAUCUAAUUCGGCAUAUUCUGUCAGCUUUUGGAUCCAAUCUUGUAUAGAGGGGAUUUCAUUACUCUUCCAUUUUGCUGCGAUCAAAACUCUUGCUGCCGCCGUCGCAUAUAAAAAGAUAUGCUUCCUCUUUUGUGGAAUAUCCAAAUCUGUUAUUCCCAGGAGGUAGGCCUCUGGUUUUUUAUUGAAAGAGAUCUUUAGCAUUUUUUGCAGUUCUGCAUGGAUACUCUCCCAGAAUACCAGUAUUUUCCUACAUAUCCACCAACUUCACUCUGCUUUACUCUUCCAGCUCUCAGGAUAAAUGAUACCAGACCUGUCCAUAAUACAAACUCCGGGAGUGAGUUUAAGGUACAACCCCAUUGGUGCAACAAAAAGGAAACUGGCAUAACACAUGAGCAGGCCAUGGGUUGCAACCUCUGAGUAUCUUGUCCCUUCUCAUGAUGAAACUACCCUGAGAUCCAUACUAUGGAACCACCUCUUUAUAGAGGCUCCUCCCCUUUUCAAUAUGUGCCCAAAUCCCUAUCUGCUCCCAAGUGGCAGUUGCAAGAGCAAGUUGUGUUUAUAUUGGAACAAAUGCAAGAUGGGAAUGGUCUACAGCAGAUAUGGGGAACCUAUGGUCCUCCAAAUGUUGUCGGACUCUACUCCUAUUAGCUCCAGCCAGCAUGGCCAAUGGUCAGGGAUGGUGGAAGUUGGAGUGGUCCAACAACAUAUAGAGGAUCGCAGGUUAUCCAUCCUUGACAUUGAGGAUUGCUAUGAAUAGGUUGAAAAGCCUGACCAAUCAGAUGUGCUAUCAAUCAGAUGUGCUAUUGACACGGAGUAUAGAAAUAAAUUAUUGCUGAAUUACAUUACAAAGUCAGAUUAGCUGACAGGGAGCUAGAAGACAAAUGAGCCAUGGCUUCUCCGUUUCUACACGUGCAUGGAAAACUGCAUCUGGCAGCCCCUCUGUGAAGUUAUAGACUACAGCAAUCAUUCUACUCCCCUCCAUGUUUCAAUUGAAUCCAGAAUACAGCCCGGUUUGAAUUAGCACUGUGCUAAAACCAGCUCCCUGAUUUCUCAAAGUUUUCAGCCUCUGUGAAUAAGGAUUCUGGUUGUUGUUUUCUGGCUCUUUAUCCCAGACAUUUUAGAAUUUCUUCAUAUUCUCAGUGGGCUGGGGUAGUGAGUGUGUUUUUCUUUCCAUUAAACAUGUCUGCCAUCUCCCUGAUCUGAACUCCCUGCCUCCACAUUGCAGGAGAUAUUUCAUGACACCAUCCUCAAGCUUUGAUGGAAGUAUGUGAAGCCGGUGUGAUUGGCCAUUCGGUGCCUGAGAUAGGAGCAGUCACUGGUUUUGUUUUUCUAAGUGAAGCCUUUUCUUUUACCUUAAACUUUCCACACUGAUUUUGUUAAAAAAAACAAUACUACUGAUUUUCAGCAUUACAAUGACAUGAAUGUACAUUUAUAUGUUCAAAACCAAACCGACCAAGCAAUAAAAUAUUGAAACGACGACAAUGGUUCUACUGCAGUUAUUUCACACCAAUGUUGGGGAGGGUCGGGAGAGGGUAGUUGAAGGAAGAGGUGUUUAGGUGUAUUGAUUGGCUUACCUAUAUCAUUCUCCCACACUGCAUGAAAUGAUGUAUAGAGCCGAGUCCCUUUUCUGUGGACAGUCUGCCAAAGGCACUCACUCUUGAAAAGCAUCAGAGGCCUGAGCUCACCCAGUUGCCUGAGAUUUGGGGCACAAUUGACAGUUGGAUGCCAUGAGGUUUUCAGAGAAUGAAAAAUGGAGGCAUCUGGGAAGACUGCGGAAGGAAGGAAAUUCAAAAGUAUCCUUGGCCACCAAGAAAAACCCUGCACCCCAACUGCAAGAAUGUCACCAAACGUUUCUCUCCUGUUUCAUAAUAAAACGUUUCUUACAAAGUGAUGCAGAAGUAAUUUUCAGCACAGCACUCGUUUGAAUGGCUGAAUAGGCCAUGGUGAGUGGUGUCCAUGGGCAGAAAGCAACAGUAGGUGGGACAGAUCCAGUGAGAGGCUGAGAACUAGUUCUAAGCUUUGUCUCCAUCCUACUCUGUGCUGAGUCCCAAAAGCGCAAUGCUGAGACUAAGGAUGGAGAAAGCAGCAAGAAGGUGGGCAAGUGGGGACUGACUGAGGAUAGACUGAGGUUGACAAGGCACCAAGCACCCCACUCCUCAUGGACUAAUCCUAGGACUCCUCCCUGCCUUUGGCAGAAUGCCACCACAAACCAUGCAGAGCAGGGAAGUCACAGCGUUCUCUAGGUGGGCAUUGCUCCCCGCCUGCAAUAUUGCCCUCAAUUUUUUUGUACAAAUCUUGUUGCAGUAAUAUUACGUAUUUUGCCAGCAAUCAUAAUUUGGCUGAGCUGAUGCUCUUGUAAUGUUUUGGUUAGAAAUCAGACUAAUGGCAAGUAUGUGCUGCUUUCCUUUGUGGCGCUGCUGAACAGGUGGCCGUCCAAAGGGUCACUUUGUAUAUUUAGUAUCUGAAACUUGAUCGAGACCGAAUCUGAUUGGCUGCCCCAAGAACAUCAUAAUUUAGGAGCUGAUGCAUCAGAUGAAUGCUGCUUUUGCCCAGCGUUUCUCAGGAGGGAGGACAGUUGGAGAGGCUUUGCUGCUAAGGAAAUUUAUUUAAAUAUUGCUGGUAAGUUCAUUUUUUAAAGUGUUGUUUCGUUUUCUGUAGAAUUUAUCUUGGCCAAUUUGUCUCUUCAAAUACUUUGUGGCCUGUUGGGACUUCCAUCAGAAUAAGAGCUGAUAAACAUUUAUUUUUCGAGCAUCUGUUUAUUUUCAGUGAGGCAAGACAGGAAGAGAUUGUAUUGGAUAAGGUUUUACUGAGGAGAGAUGAGGUCCUGGCUGUGUAAUCUGGGGAUGGUAAAACAUACGGACUUGGUAGAUUAAUGUUCUCCUAUUUAAGUAGCUCUUGUGUUUUAUUUCCUCAGAAUUUUGGCAAGUUUUGUUGGUGAGGCACCACUUUUAAAUCUUAUUUUAUUCUACCUUUACUGAAGAAAAUUGGCACUAGGAAGGGACAGUGUCUAAAGAGCCUAUAUUUAACCCACAGUACUGGAUUGCCACUUGCCUCAGAAGGAAUUGCUGUUUAGCUAGCUAAACAAAACCAGCCAAUCGCUCUGAGGUAUUAACUUACAUGGCAAAUAUAUUUGAACUAGGAAGCAGCUGUUGCAAACCUUCAUGUCCUUGCCCGCAUUAGAAAAAGGGGCUGCAAACCCAGGGCACCGCAGGGCCUGCUGAAUUCACAGUUCUAAUGGAUUCAUUCAUUCAUUUUAUAUUUCCCAGGUUUGAGAGGAAAAAUACAUAAAGAAAAGAGGCACAGAAGCAAACAAUCCUUAAAGGCCAAUGGUGGGAAGACAGAAGUUAACUUCAUUAACUUAAGGUCAUUUGAAAUACAUUGCUGAAUUUGCACGUUUGCUGAAAUUAGACUAUUGUUAAAACAGCCUUGCAAGUAAGACCAAAAAAGUUAUUUGUUCAUAAAAACAAGUGGCUGCCAUUUAUAUUGAUGUAAAUGAUGGUGUGACAUUGAUGGUCUGAAAGAAGGAAGCAGGCUGGGAAGAAAGAACUAACUAUUCUAGUUUAGAUAAGCUGCCUUGACUAGUCACCUGCAGGCGACUUAUAUUCACCCUUGGUGACUAGGCAGGAGACUUUUUCUAAGUUUGUGUAACAUUACUGGAUAGGAGAAUUCUCCACUCUUAAGGCCUACAUCUCAAAUCUUCAGCAAGCAUAUUUGACUUCAGUAAUAAUAAUAAUAAUUUCAUUAUUUAUACCCUGCCCAUCUGGUAACAUCAUGUUCUGUGACACUUAUUUUCUGGUUGCUGGAGAGAAAGUUCAAAGCGUUAUGGCUGUAAUCCCAUGGAUCAGAACUGCAUGUGAUAUUUCCACCCAGAAAAGAUUAAUGUGGAUUAACCACUGCUGGUGUUUUGUCUUGUGCUGGUAGCCGCUGCCAGCAGAGAGGUGCCAAUUAUUUCUCUCCUCCUAUAGGCUCUUGCACAAGGUAACAGAUGCAUGCCUGGGAAUUGCUACGGGUGUGACUGAAAGUUUCCCACAAGUUCUUCAAAAUAGAAUCACAUUUAUUAUAUGGGGUGCUCUGUUUGGCCAGAAACAUACUUCAUACUUCAACUUAUUUUGCAUGUCACAAAUGUCCUAGUCACAGAAGAAAAUAGACACAAUUUUGAAUUCACUUAGUUAGCUCCACAUACUUGCUUACUGGCAUUCUAAUAGAUUAGAACUAAGUACUAGGAGAAUCCUCCAGUUUGGACACCAAAAAAGCCAGUGUGAUUUAGCUGGACCUAGUACCUUUUGGCCAUGAAACUCAUUGGGUGACCUUGGGCCUAGCUAACUAGAACAGUGAAAUUCUGUUGCUGACUUAUAUAGCAGCCCUCUUGAGUGAAGAGGGCAGUGGCAUCAUAUCUGCAAGUCCCAUCCCAGUGUCUUCACACUCACAGGAGACUUUUGGAAACUGAGUGAGAAGAUCUGAAGUAAGCUUUUAGUUAUAUUCAACUCUAUGCAGUUAAAAGCUUUGAUGUGACUGGGAAUCCUGCAUUAUCAGGGUUCCUUACUGUGUUGGAGGUUUCUAAGUGCAUUUAUCUCUAUGUGCUUAGAACUCCUCUUUGAAUCUUUCUGUCCAGUGUUGGGGUGCAGCACACAGGCUGCAGGCUGAGGCGCAUGUCCCCUACAUACCCCUUCUCCAUCCCAUGUUGCUUGUACUCUUGAACAGGCCAAAAAGUGAAAGGUAACUUUCAUAAUGCAACUUAGUAGCACCAGAAAUAUGCAAGGCUGAUGUAUGAAAAGAGGACAGAGUUUCAACAAUUAAAAAUUGGUAGCCUAGAGUUGGGGUGGGCGGACUUCAGGCAUAUGAGGUCCACUGUGUGUUGGGUUUUUUUUCACUAGAACCCAAGAUCUACCAACCAUAUGCAAAAAAUAUAGGGUGGGAUUAAACUAAAGAGUUGUGUCAGUGGAAACCCUGUGCAAGGACUUCUGCUUCCACAGUGUGGCUUCCUUCCCCUGCACCCCUAAAAUUGGAAGAACCCUUGGAACAGUGUGUAGGGGGUGGGGAGAGGGGGGUUGUUCUGUCUGGCAAGCCAAAAUGCUUGCCUUGAUGGAACAAUCGCCUUAGCAUGGUGUUGAAUUCCUCCCAUGUUGUUCAAAUGAAAGAACAGAGCGUACAUUCCAAGCCUAGGAAUUUGCUUUCAGUACCAAAACCAAACCGAGCUCACAGUCCAUUUGCAUAAAAGUCCCCUCCUGAUGAGCUUUCUUCAUUUCAGGCACCUCAUUUGGGGGGUGGGGUGGAACUCACUUUGUUAUUGCUGUUGUUGAACCAUUGUGUAUCAAAAACAAUUGCCGAUCUACUACAAAUCACCCAGAGAUCUCUCUGAUAUGCUUUCUGCCCAGUGCUGAUAUAGACUAUGAGAUAUAGUUAUAACUGAGAAAAUUAUAUAGAAGGAAGAACUAAGGCAAUCCAGUGUCUAAUUUUAAAAACAAUCACCGUAUUUUUCGCCCCAUAGGAUGCACGUUUUCCCCUCCAAAAAUGAAGGGGAAAUCUGGGUGCAUCCUAUGGGGCGAAUGCUGAGCUUUGCUGAGCUUGGAGAGUGAGAGGGGUCGGUGCGCACCGACCCCUCUCGCUCUCCAGGCUUCAGGAAGACAUCCGCAGCCUAGGCAGCCCUGCGGGAGUUCCGGCAGGGCUGUCUAGGCUGCGGAUAGCAGCCUGCUUCCCGGAGCGCCGGGCGCCCCGAAAGCAGAGCGCCCUGUGCUUCGGGAAGACAUCCGCAGCCUAGGCAGCCCUGCGGGAGUUCCCGCAGGGCUGUCUAGGCUGCAGAUAGCAGCCUGCUUCCCAGAGCGCCUGGCGCCCGAAAGCAGAGCGCCCGGUGCUUCAGGAAAGCAUCCGCAGCCUAGGCAGCCCUGCGGGGUUCCCGCAGGGCUGUCUAGGCUGCGGAUAGCAGCCUGCUUCCCGGAGCGCCGGGCGCCCCGAAAGCAGAGCGCCCGGCGCUUCAGGAACACAUCCACAGCCUAGCAGAGCGCCCCGCGCACCCGGCAGACAUCCGCUCUGCUUCCAGGGUGCCCCGCGUGCCAGGCUGCUAUCCGCAGCCUGGGAGCCCUGUGGGAACUCCCGCAGGGCUGCCUAGGCUGCGGAUGUGUUCCCGAAGUGCCGGGCGCUCUGCUUUCAGCGCGCCCGGCACUCCGGGAAGCAGGCUGCUAUCCGCAGCCUAGACAGCCCUGUGGGAACUCCCGCAGGGCUCCCCAGGCUGCAGAUAGCAGUCUGCCGCCAGGCGCGCGGUGCGCCCUGAAGCAGAGCGCCCCGCGUGCCCGGCAGACAUCCGCAGCGUGGGGAGCCCUGUGGGAGUUCCCGUAGGGCUCCCCACGCUGUGGAUAGCAGCCUGCUGCCCGGCGUGCGGGGUGCGGGGCGCCCUGAAGCAGAGAGCCCCUUGCGCUGGGCAGACAUCCGCAGCGUGGGGAGCCCUGUGGGAGUUCCCGUAGGGCUCCCCACGCUGUGGAUAGCAGCCUGCUGCGCGGGGCGCCCUGAAGCAGAGCGCCCCUCGCACUGGGCAGACAUCGGCCAGCCCCACAAGCUCGGGGGACAGCGGGGAGGCGCAGCGCCGCCAUCCCGCUGUUCCCCAACCUGUUCCCCAACCCGCAAAAAACUAGGUGCAUCCUAUGGGAUGGAGCGUCCUAUGGGACAAAAAAUACGGUAUGUUCUUUUAUAUAGUUUUGGAAAGACAGCUGGUAAUUGUAUGGUUUGGAAACUAAGUAGAAAGAUGCUUUGCAAUGCUUUGCAAUAUUGAGUUGCAGUCAACCAAGUUCUGCUCAAAGGAGACCCACUGAAAUUAAUGGCCCUAAAUUGAUCACGCCCAUUCAUUUUAAUGGGUCCGCUACGAGUAGAACUAACAUGAGAUCCAACUAGUAACUUUUUUUUUUCUUUUUGCAAUGAUACCAUAUUUUCUGCUUCCUUUUUCUCUCUCUCAUAAGAUACUGUAUAUUUAUAUUAGUCUGAUAUUUUAACAGCAUAACAAAAUCCACGCAUAUCCUAGUUUUGGGUGGUAUCCAGCUAACAAGUCUCAUCAGGCAAGGAUUUACACUUGUGCAAUGGAGCUUUCGCCUCUCCUCAUCUUGUGUGUGCCCUGUAAAUCUGUUCUGGGGGGUUGGGGAAACCCCUCAAAGAGAUUUAGAGGGUGUGCAAGAGGAGGAGAGGGGCACAGGGGUAAAUCCUUGUGCUGACGGGUACAUUAUUUGGAUGCCUCUCUUUGAUUGCUAAUGCUCUGUGGCAUUGAGUUCAUUGCGCUGAUGUUCAUUUUUCCACCUCUCUUGUGGCCAGCGAGUAG
Molecule: messenger RNA, 15021 nt
Organism: Podarcis lilfordi (Lilford's wall lizard)
Lineage: Eukaryota; Metazoa; Chordata; Lepidosauria; Squamata; Lacertidae
Source: the annotation of a GenBank genome assembly